UGCACGUGUUGGAUAAACAAGUAAUAAACCAGUUUCGCACGUCAAAAGUGACAACACUCAACGGACCAUGCAGCCGAAACUUACACAAUUACAGGAGCUUCGCCGAUUAAGCGACCAAAGACGCCCACGUCCUUUAAAGCCGAAGGUUUACGUUAACGUACUCGAGGAAGAAUUUCGACUUCUUUUGAAAUCAAAAAAGAAACGCUACGGGAAGUUGAUGUCGUUAUUUACUUGUAAACGAAGACAAAGGCCUAUGACAAGGGAGGAAGUGCAUUACAAAAUUCAGCAGCUUAACAGAUGCUGCCUCUCUCACAUCGAUGACUCCUACAAGAUCCAUAUCAGUCGACAUAAAGGAAUACAAACCUUAAACGAGAUCAUAGACAAAUCGGACUCGUCCGAUCUGUCGCGCACUCAGAUCGUUGCGUUAGUAUGGAGUUCGAUCAGUUGCCUCCAUCACUUUUACAUUCGCUUGAGGAUCCGCGACCGCGGUUGUAUGGCGUGGGUCAAAAGGAAUCAGGCGAGAAAGUCGAUAAGAUCUUACGAUAGGGUGAUACAGUUCUGUCUCCCAUACGCCUUCGAUAUCGUGCUAAAUGCCAUCAUAACCUUUUUCACGGAGUCGAAUAUGUGGAGUACGGAGUAUCUGUGCUCUCAGCUACUGAAGCGAUUUCUGUAUAUCACCAAAGAGGGGGUGGUAACCGUUCACUCUCUUCUUGAUAUUGCCGAAAAGACUUCGACCACAAAUGUAAUGAGCGCUCGUCAGGUGAUCAGGGUUCUCUACCAGGUUCUCAAAAGGUAUCCAUGGUACGAUAUGGAUGACAGUUUGAUGAGGAGACUACUGACAAUGUACCACCAUAGUAUAGUACCAACGGACAGUGCAUUUGACUAUGUCCAACUGCGGACGGGCAUAGAAGUAAUGCUGAGGCAUGUUUUGAUGAACAUUCCCAAUGAUGGUCUUCUGAAAGUGAUCAAAAUUAUGAUCAAGUGGAUUACCGUGCAGGAAAUACCAGACGACGCCCUGCUCUAUUUCUCAGAUUUGAUCGAAUACACUGCAAAGUUACACAAGAUCAAUUUGUAUCGCGAUUCUCUUGAAGGCGAACUGUUCAUGAUGGUGUUGGAGUUGAUCGGCUCAAAAAAUCGCCUAUACUCGCUUUUGGGAAAUAGGGUUCUGCAACAUCUAAUGGACAGACAUAGGAAUGUUCAGCACUUUAGUACUCCUCGAAUUUUUUUCGGAAAUCUAUCGUAUGACAUCGCCAUUGGUCGAUACAAUUCGGAGGACAAGGCGUUUGUGCGCUUGUACCGUCAGCUUAUUCAUAACUCACUUUUAAACUCGAUCAAGUUACAUGGCUCGUCCAGAAUCAACAUAGAGUGCACUUAUGCGUCCAUCGCAAUAUUGAUUGUGGAGGUGCCUUGCAGCUAUAUUGCCACGGUAAUAGUGUGCUUGACGAUGGGCAUACAAGAAACUGCAAUUACGACGACUGAUAUCGGAUUGGCAGUCUCUCACCACAUGCACGCCACUGUAAUCGCACUAAUCUCGCUUGUGUGUUGGGUGCACGACGCGCAUAUAUUUUACGACUACGUGAUAGCAAUCAUGACGAUAAGGGCGAAGAACGCGCCCCACUUAAACCCUCCCCUGCGUACCAGCUACCCAUACGCCCAGGACCACGUUCUGUGGAAUAAACCGGAGAUGUUCUUUGUGGAUUGGGAGGUACGCUAUUGCCUUUGGAAGUGUUUCAGACCUCGGCUAAGGAAUGGCGGCUUGUAAAAGUUCCUUCAUUAGCGAUUUACUUGUUCGUUAAUAACUUCUUUAAAGUUUGCCUGAUCGAUGUAACC
Photinus pyralis (common eastern firefly) is the source of this 1830-nucleotide messenger RNA. RefSeq lists its product as uncharacterized. Bases 68 to 1762 code for a protein of 564 amino acids. The transcript is spliced from 8 exons. The record is from RefSeq and is a predicted model, not a curated record. NCBI's taxonomy places the organism in Eukaryota, Metazoa, Arthropoda, Insecta, Coleoptera, Lampyridae. Gene Ontology annotation, biological process: protein localization to plasma membrane. Gene Ontology annotation, cellular component: plasma membrane.